UCAUCUCUGAAAUGAAGUUUUACCGAAAUGUUGUAUUUAUUUGAUUGAUAUUUGGUUCAUAAAGGAAAGGCAGUAUAUCUUUUGUGAAUUUUGUGAAUGUGUGUGAUGCAUUUAUGAAAGUAUUUUAUGUUUAUCUAUCGGCCUUUGACAGUGUUUAACUUCAAACUUCUGUAUACGAGGUAUACUGUUUAGGGCUUCUCUAAACUUAUUCAACUGUUUAUGCAUUUUUAAAUUUCAGGAUUUGAACUACGCAUAUUGAAAUGUGGGGUCAAAAUCAAGGAAAUCAGUGGCCCUCCGGCUGCGGGUCUCGACCGACCUGCCCUCCUCAACCAUGUCCUCCUCAACCAUGCCCUCCUCAACCCUCCUGCUGCCAGCAGGGGUGCCAACAUGGAGGCCAUGGAGGGGGGUCUUGUGGAGGGCACGGGCAUGACCAUGGUCAUGGUGGCCAUGGACAUGGACAUGACCAUGGUCAUGGUGGCCAUGGUCAUGGACACGACCAUGGACAUGGAGGGGAUGGUUGUGGCGGGCGUGGCGGGCAUGGGCGUGGCGGGCAUGGGCGUGGCGGGCAUGGUCAUGGACACGGCCAUGGUCACGGGCACGGACACGGACACGGACACGGUCAUGGGCAUGGGGGCCGUCACAAGCAUAAGUUUGGUCACAACCACUCCAAUUGCCACAAGAAAGGAAGAAAAAGUCACGAUUCUUCCAGUAGCUCCUGCAGCAGCGAUUCUGACUAGAUCCUCAGAGAAGGCAGCACGAGGCUCACCAACCUCUGGUCCUUCAACACACUGCCUGUCGCUGUCAUGGUUGUUGGUUGUGUCAUCAAAACCAACUCAUUUAAAAUACGUUCUGUAAUAAAUUAACACAAAAUUUUAUUUGGAAAUCUCAAAUAUUCAAAAAUCUGAAAAUAAUAUGGAAUGUGGUUUGAUGAAUGCUGAAACAUGCAAGCUAUCUUGGAUUGGAUUUUCUUGUGUGUGGGGUGUUUAACAAUAAAAUAAGAAUUACCAGUUAAAAAAA
This is a messenger RNA of Gadus chalcogrammus (walleye pollock), 1017 nucleotides long. RefSeq names its product proline, histidine and glycine-rich protein 1-like. The transcript is spliced from 3 exons. NCBI's taxonomy places the organism in Eukaryota, Metazoa, Chordata, Actinopteri, Gadiformes, Gadidae. The record is from RefSeq and is a predicted model, not a curated record. Bases 261 to 737 code for a protein of 158 amino acids.